AACGCGACGUGGUCGCGAGACGGCAAUUUCACACCGACACUCGCGUGCACACGCUCGAAUGCGCUCGCGGAUUUCGAGCCGGAUCCACGUGGAUUCUCGACUGUCAGCCGCUGCAUUGCCAACACGUCGUAAUCUUGAAAAUACGAGAUGGAUCCCGAUUCUUUCAAGGAUUUCGCCAACGAAAUGGCGGAAUAUAUUACUAACUAUCUAGAGAAUAUCAGGGACAGGAGAGUACUACCAACGGUAGAACCAGGUUAUUUGAAACCCCUUUUGCCUUCAGAGGCUCCACAAACGCCAGAAAAUUGGAAAGACAUUAUGGCGGACAUAGAAAGAGUGAUAAUGCCAGGAAUCACUCACUGGCACAGCCCGAAAUUUCACGCAUAUUUUCCAACAGCCCAAUCGUAUCCAGCAAUCGUUGCUGACAUGCUCAGCGGUGCCAUUGCUUGCAUAGGAUUCUCUUGGUUGGCAAGUCCCGCCUGCACCGAAUUGGAAGUACUGAUGUUGGACUGGCUAGGAAAAAUGUUAGACUUGCCGAAAGAGUUUCUAGCUUGUGGCGGUGGAAAAGGAGGGGGUGUCAUUCAGGGAACUGCGAGCGAAGCCACUUUAGUCGCGCUUCUCGCUGCAAAGGUUAGAAAAAUAAGGCAGGUCAAGGAACAACAUCCUAACUGGACGGAUAACGAGAUCGUGGGAAAAUUAAUCGCUUACACAUCCUGUCAAGCUCAUAGUUCCGUGGAACGAGCCGGCCUCCUAGGAGGUGUAAAAUUCCGUCUGCUAGAGGUAGAUUCUAAAUAUAAACUUCGUGGCGAGUCGUUAGCGGAAGCCAUCCGCAAAGACAAGGAGCAAGGGUUUAUACCGUUCUACGUCGUGGCCACCCUGGGAACAACUUGCUCGUGCGCAUUCGAUCGCCUCGAUGAAAUAGGUGUCGUCGCGAAUCGCGAGAAUGUUUGGUUGCACGUUGAUGCAGCUUAUGCUGGCACCGCCUUCAUAUGCCCGGAAUUCCGAUAUCUAAUGAAGGGAAUCGAAUUGGCAGAUUCCUUCAAUUUUAACCCGCACAAGUGGAUGCUGGUGAAUUUCGAUUGCUCGGCCAUGUGGCUGAAAGAUCCGACUUAUAUAAUCAACGCCUUUAACAUGGAUCCCCUGUACCUAAGAUCCGAUAUACAAGGAUCUCUUCCUGAUUACAGGCAUUGGCAAAUCCCAUUGGGAAGAAGAUUCAGAGCAUUAAAGCUUUGGUUCGUCUUGAGGAUUUAUGGCGUGGAGAAUCUUCAACGAUACAUCAGAAACCACAUCAAUCAGGCUCAUGAAUUUGAAGCGUUCGUUCUAUCGGAUCCACGAUUUGAAAUCGUAGCGGAGGUCAUUUUAGGACUCGUCUGUUUCCGAUGAAAUUCGCAGGGAUCGAACGACAUAAACGAGACGUUAUUGAAGAAAAUCAACAACGCCGGAAAUAUUCAUUUGGUACCGUCCAAGAUAAACGAUAUGUACUUCCUACGGUUCGCAAUUUGUUCGCGGUACAGCGAAAGCAAAGACAUCCAGAACUCUUGGAAGGAGAUAAAGCUUAGAACGGACGAGGUCUUCGAAGAGCAAUCCGUCUCUAAGUGAUGGCGGGCUCAGAUAGCUCGUGGUUGCCGUUCCUUGGCGCCUGCAACUUGCAAUCAAUCUUAGCUUAGAAUAUUUUAUCGAUUUUGAUUGACCUGAAGAACGUGAACGGAUGAUCGAGACAA
This is a messenger RNA of Apis dorsata (giant honeybee), 1718 nucleotides long. It is a transcript of the gene Ddc, whose product is annotated as aromatic-L-amino-acid decarboxylase. Bases 148 to 1380 code for a protein of 410 amino acids. Gene Ontology annotation, biological process: catecholamine metabolic process; serotonin biosynthetic process; amino acid metabolic process. The record is from RefSeq and is a predicted model, not a curated record. Lineage: Eukaryota; Metazoa; Arthropoda; Insecta; Hymenoptera; Apidae. The transcript has 11 exons. Gene Ontology annotation, molecular function: pyridoxal phosphate binding; aromatic-L-amino-acid decarboxylase activity.